Messenger RNA from Kogia breviceps (pygmy sperm whale), 3694 nucleotides. RefSeq names its product KH-type splicing regulatory protein (gene KHSRP). NCBI's taxonomy places the organism in Eukaryota, Metazoa, Chordata, Mammalia, Artiodactyla, Physeteridae. Gene Ontology annotation, cellular component: cytoplasm; nucleus. Gene Ontology annotation, molecular function: mRNA binding. Gene Ontology annotation, biological process: regulation of DNA-templated transcription. The record is from RefSeq and is a predicted model, not a curated record.
ACGAAGCACCUUUAUUUCCUUCAUUGCCAUUUGUCAGGAGAGGUGUCAGUCACCUUACGCCCGCCCCCGCCACUCAACCAUUGGCUUAGAGACAGGACUAGAAAAGGAUUCUGGUUAAGACCGAAAGUAAUUCAGUCCAAACGCAAGCGCAUCACACAGAUCUCUUCAAAGACUGGAUACGUUGAUUGCCAAUCUCUAGAAAAACCUCCUUCCAUGUGUACUCAUUGGUUUGCGCAGACGACUAUCUCGCCGGUCGCCCGCCCAGCCGUUCAAAGAAGCCUUUCGCCAGAUCCCUCCUUCCUGUCCACUUGACUCUUCGGAGCCAUCAAUCCUGUUCUGAAGCCGCCCACCGAUUCUGGAACUCCCGCUUCAUUGGGCCUCGGGUCUUCUCGGAUCUCCUCGAUUUGCCCUCACAACGCCGGCAGCCCGCAGCCCACUGCCUCGGAAAGCUGUCGAUCUCGCGGCGCCUCCCGCCCACUGCCCCUCGCGGCACUCCGAUUGGUCGCUCGCCUCCAGAGCCCGUGAUUGGUGUUCCGGGAGCAGCAGCCGCCUUCCAUUGGCCCGGGGGCGCCGUCCGUCAAGCCGGCGUCGGGAGGGGGCGUCCCUCUCCCCCCUCGUCGUCUUUCCAGCCGCUGGGUUCCCAGAGUGCUCCGCGGCCGUGUGGAGCGAGGCCUUGUUCCCGCGUUGAGCCGCUGCUGCCGCCGCCGCCUCCUCAGCUUCAGCCUCCGCGCCAGGCCCGGCCCCGCCGCGCCAUGUCGGACUACAGCACGGGAGGACCCCCGCCCGGGCCGCCGCCACCCGCCGGCGGGGGCGGGGGGUCCGGAGGAGCCGGGGGUGCCGGAGGAGGCCCGCCGUCGGGCCCACCGGGCGCGGGGGACCGGGGCGGCGGCGGUCCAGGCGGCGGCGGCCCGGGCGGAGGGUCAGCCGGGGGCCCCUCGCAGCCGCCUGGCGGGGGUGGCCCGGGAAUCCGCAAGGACGCCUUCGCAGACGCAGUGCAGCGGGCCCGCCAGAUCGCAGCCAAAAUUGGAGGUGAUGCCGCUACAACAGUGAAUAACAGCACUCCUGAUUUUGGUUUUGGAGGCCAAAAGAGGCAGUUAGAAGAUGGAGACCAACCGGAGAGCAAGAAACUGGCUUCCCAGGGAGACUCCAUCAGUUCUCAGCUCGGACCCAUCCAUCCUCCCCCCAGGACUUCCAUGACAGAAGAGUACAGAGUCCCAGACGGCAUGGUGGGACUAAUCAUUGGCAGAGGAGGCGAACAGAUUAACAAAAUCCAGCAGGAUUCGGGCUGCAAAGUGCAGAUCUCUCCAGACAGCGGUGGCCUACCCGAGCGCAGCGUGUCCUUGACAGGAGCCCCUGAGUCUGUGCAGAAAGCAAAGAUGAUGCUGGAUGACAUCGUCUCUCGGGGUCGUGGGGGCCCCCCAGGACAGUUCCACGACAACGCCAACGGGGGCCAGAAUGGCACGGUGCAGGAGAUCAUGAUCCCCGCAGGGAAGGCCGGCCUGGUCAUCGGCAAAGGUGGAGAGACGAUUAAGCAGCUGCAGGAACGGGCUGGAGUCAAGAUGAUUUUAAUCCAAGAUGGAUCCCAGAACACAAACGUGGACAAACCACUCCGGAUCAUCGGAGACCCUUACAAAGUACAGCAAGCCUGCGAGAUGGUGAUGGACAUCCUUCGGGAGCGUGACCAGGGUGGCUUUGGGGACCGGAAUGAGUAUGGAUCCCGGAUCGGCGGGGGCAUCGAUGUGCCAGUGCCCAGGCAUUCUGUGGGGGUGGUCAUCGGCCGGAGCGGAGAGAUGAUCAAGAAGAUCCAGAAUGACGCGGGUGUUCGGAUACAGUUUAAACAAGAUGACGGGACGGGUCCCGAGAAGAUAGCUCACAUAAUGGGGCCCCCAGACCGGUGUGAGCACGCCGCGAGGAUCAUCAAUGACCUCCUCCAGAGCCUCAGGAGUGGUCCCCCGGGCCCUCCAGGGGGUCCUGGCAUGCCCCCAGGGGGCCGAGGUCGAGGAAGAGGCCAAGGCAACUGGGGCCCUCCCGGUGGGGAGAUGACCUUCUCCAUUCCCACUCACAAGUGCGGGCUGGUCAUCGGCCGAGGUGGUGAGAACGUGAAAGCCAUAAACCAGCAGACGGGCGCCUUUGUAGAGAUCUCCCGGCAGCUGCCACCCAACGGGGACCCCAACUUCAAAUUGUUCAUCAUCCGGGGCUCACCCCAGCAGAUCGACCACGCCAAGCAGCUCAUCGAGGAGAAGAUUGAGGGUCCCCUCUGCCCAGUGGGCCCAGGCCCCGGGGGCCCAGGCCCUGCCGGCCCCAUGGGACCCUUCAACCCCGGGCCCUUCAAUCAGGGGCCACCCGGGGCUCCCCCUCAUGCUGGAGGCCCCCCUCCUCACCAGUACCCACCCCAGGGCUGGGGCAAUACCUACCCUCAGUGGCAGCCACCUGCUCCUCACGACCCGAAUAAAGCCGCGGCUGCCGCCGCAGACCCCAAUGCCGCCUGGGCCGCCUACUACUCACACUACUACCAGCAGCCCCCAGGCCCCGUGCCCGGCCCAGCACCGGCCCCUGCGGCCCCGCCCACCCAGGGCGAGCCCCCUCAGCCUCCACCUGCUGGCCAGUCGGACUACACUAAGGCCUGGGAGGAGUACUACAAGAAGAUCGGCCAGCAGCCCCAGCAGCCCGGCGCACCCCCGCAGCAGGACUACACGAAGGCCUGGGAGGAGUACUACAAGAAGCAGGCUCAAGUGGCCACGGGAGGGGGUCCGGGAGCACCCCCAGGCUCCCAGCCGGACUACAGUGCCGCCUGGGCCGAAUAUUACAGACAGCAAGCCGCUUACUACGGACAGACUCCAGGUCCUGGCGGCCCCCAGCCUCCACCCACACAGCAGGGACAGCAGCAGGCAAGUGGGAAUUGCCACCCUCCUCCUCCUCCUUUCUCCUUCCAACCCCCGGCUACCGUCCAUCCUGCCUUAGUGGGUAGCGCCGGAAAUCCCUUCCCCUGCGGGGUGUGUCCUUGAUGCCUGCAGCGGGGGCCGCGUGGCCAGAGGUCUCCGGGAGUCCCCACGCGCCAAGGGAAGUGUGUGCUGGGUCCAGAGGUUAAACGAAGAGGCCUCCCUCCGCCGGCCCGCUUGUUCCUGUGUAACGCUGUCAUGAUGCUGGGGGAGACCGCGCGAAACAAAUAAAAGGAGGAACUGUUGAACUGGUGGGUAGUCCUGGGGGUGGGGGGCAGGCCGUCCGCUCAGAUGCUGGUCGCCAUCCUGGCUGCUAACUCACUCAAAAUCUGGCCACUUGGGAAGAAAACGGAUAUUUUUUCCCCUCUCUGCAUUACUUUCAUGGUUUUUGUUCUUUUGAUUCUUUUAUUUUUGAAAUCACGAUCUCUCCCCGCGUGUCCAAGUGACUGUGUGUGCUGCAAGCGGCCCCGUGCAGCUCGGGCCGUGGCCUGGCUGUGGCUCCUCCCGCGGCUCCUCCCGUGGGCUGUGGGGAGGUGCCGAGGGGCCUGGGCCCUCCUGCUCCGCCCAGGCUCGGCCUCUCUGCUCCCGUGCCCGCCUUGUGUCCUGGUCUUGUCUGUGAAGUGGGCAUGACGAUCGCUGCCACCUUCCAACCUACCUCACAGGGGUGUUGUGGGGACACCGUGAUCUCUGACUGUCGUGUUAUGAUGCGCCGGGCCGCCGGGCCGCCCGCCCUCCUUCCUGAAGACAGGGCCCCC